UCAUCUUGCGUAUAAAGAGAGUUCUGGUCAAGUUCAAGUUCAUUCAUUGGUAGGGCAGGCAGUAGCAAAAUCAAGGGCACCUUUCUUUGUCAAUGGAAUUAGGGAAAUUGCCCCAAGAUCUGGGCAUCACAGUUGGCACAAUGCCAGUCUUCUUCUCAUGCUAUUUCAGGGGUCUUAUCCCCAGUCUGGGAACGCUGCUUCUGCUCUUCAUUUCCAGGGUGGACCCAAGGCCACACAGGGGACACGAUGUCCAGCUCCAGCUGGAGGCUGUUAAGCAGGGCAUCCUGGUGAGGUUGGGCUUGGAGAGGCCUCCAGCCAUCCAGGGCACCAUGGACCAAGAGGAGAUCCAGAAGGCACAACUGCGCUACCAGGAAUUGCUAGCACAGCUCCAAGCAAACCAAACCAAGCUGCUGCCAUCCACCACCAUUCAUCUUUUGAGGCCUGAAUUUAUGCAUGUGAAUGAGUCCACAUCGGGAAAUCUGCAGGCCACAAAUGUGCAUCUGGAGUUCUCCAGGACAGCAGCAUUGCAUCAGAACCUCAACAUUCUCAGGGCUGAACUGACUCUCUUCAAGGAGUGGCUAGAUCCUCCGAGCAACUCUCUGUCCAAGAUAACAUGGCCAGCACAUGUUAAUCUCUACCAACUGUCCACAAGGGAGAAAGGAACCCCCAAGCUGCUUACUUCCCAAGUGAUUUCAGGGACUUCACCAAGCCUCAGUCUUAAGGGUGCUGUAGAGCAAUGGGUAGCAAGCUCUGAGCCCAAGUUGCAUCUGGGCUUGGAGUUUAGGUCAGACACGGCUGCGUGGCUGGCCACUACCAUGACAGAAGAAGGGACAGAGUUGCUGUCACUGACGAUAGAGUCUGAAACUCGAAAGGCAGUAAGGAAGGCAAGACAGCUUGAUGAGGAGGAAUGCAGGAAGGGCGAUGGGAAAUGCUGCAUGAGGUCACUUAAGGUCUCCUUCGAGGCCAUUGGGUGGUCGGAUUGGGUGGUGGCCCCGCAAAGCUACUCUAUGAAGUUCUGUGAGGGUUCCUGCCCACACAACUACAAACCAGCCAGCAUGCAUGCCCAGAUCAAGGCCAGGUUGCACAGUCUUUCUGGGGAGACUCCGGCACCUUGUUGUGUUCCUGCCGCCUAUGAGCCAAUGGUGCUUAUGCAUUAUGGCAGUGAUGGGAUGGUGGCCACCCAACUCUUUGAUGACAUGAUUGUUACUCGGUGUCACUGUGCAUGAAGUCGGGGAGGGAGAUUCUGGGGGAAGAGGCAUCCUGCUUGUUUAAAUCAAGGAGUGCAAAAGUAAUAAUGAACCUUUUUUAAUGAACAUAUCUGGAGCUGAUCCCUUUUUUUGAGAGGAGUAAAUGUCUUAUGCACAUCCUCUCUGUGUACUUCUUUCGUUCUUAUAUAGCAGUUACUCAUGGCCAAAUCAGCUGCUCCUUUAGCACCAUUUUAAUGAAAACUGGGUCAUCUUCUUCCUAGCAAAUCAUCUCAACCUAUCAGGGAUCACACUGCAAGGCCAAUCAGAGAUCACAUGGUCAACAUAAUGAUAUUGCAGUGUCAUUUAUCAACAUUUAUCAGUGCAUGAUAGAGGUGGGAAUUGCAUUUUUGGGUUCUAAAUCUGGAGAAAGAAGCUGGAGGGAUUUUCUAAGAUUUUUGUCAAAAUGACUGUGCAGAUACAGGGAGCAGCCAUGAAGGAGUCCAGGGCCCAAGCUCAGAAUUAUGAUCUAAAAUUCCCAACUGGAUUUAUGUUUAUGCUCUUCUUUCUAGUCACAUCUUUUUUGCCCUGGAUUAUGGAAUUCCUCCACAACACUCCAUAACUGAAUGCCAAAAAAGGCCUCUUUCUAUUUCUUUUUUAUCACAAGUAGGUCACAUUUUUUGUAGAAGGGGAUAGAGAUCAUUUCAGGUCCCCUUCUUGACUUGUAAGUAAUAAGCACUUUACACACCAAAAUAUUAAAUAAUAAUGUUCAUAAUGAAUAAAUUGUGGGCUUUUUGAUGUGCUUUGGGGGCACAAGAAGCUGAUUGUCACUCUGCUCUCCAAGCAUCCAUGAGGAAGCUCAAACUGUUUCAUUGCUCUGAUGUUUUUAUCCUGUUCUCUUAUUUAUUUUUAACUUAUUCUUGUUUAUAUCAAUACUAUUUUGUUAUUAGUUUAUAUUAUUUAUAAAAGAAGAUUUAUUUGGCUGGGGAAGAUAAUUAAGAGGAUAAUAAAAUCAGUGGA
Messenger RNA from Candoia aspera, 2204 nucleotides. It is a transcript of the gene GDF15, whose product is annotated as growth differentiation factor 15. Gene Ontology annotation, molecular function: cytokine activity; growth factor activity. The record is from RefSeq and is a predicted model, not a curated record. Lineage: Eukaryota; Metazoa; Chordata; Lepidosauria; Squamata; Candoiidae. Gene Ontology annotation, cellular component: extracellular region. The transcript has 2 exons. The coding region runs from base 93 to 1226 and encodes 377 amino acids.